AUGUCGACCAAUCUCGCCCUCGCUGAUGGCGAAGUGUACAGCCAGCCCGCUGAUACGGGUAUCGGUGUACACGAAAGCACCCAGCUAGUUGCUGCGAUUGAUGCGCUAAAGCGACGGGGAAAUCCCGUGCGCCUGGAAGACUUUGCACUCAUGCAUGGAAUCCAGGGCCUGAUGGACGAGAAAAGCGCACUUUUUUGCCGCUUUUCGGCGCAUCCCAAGGUCCAGUACGAUAAAAAGACAGAUCUGUGGAGCUACAAACCCGACUACAAUGUGCACUCGCCCGCGGACGUGGUCGAGCUAUUGCGCGAGAAAUACUACCGCCCGUCUGCACUUACCCCGACGUCUGCGGCAUCUGGCAUGCGCGUCGCAGAACUCCGUGAGUCGUACCCACCUGCGCGCGAGGUGGUGGACGAGCUGAUGAGUGUGCAGCCAUUUGAGGACCGCGAAGUGCUUGCGCUGCGUGGCAAGCGCGACGGGGCGGUCAAGUACGUCUUUUGGAACCCGGUGCGCGGUGAUGAGGUGAAACCCAUUGAUUCCGAGUUUAAGGAGCUGUGGCAUGGACUUCAGGUGCCGGAUGUCGUGGACCUUGCGGCGGAUCUCGAGAGCGAGGGCCUAAGUGCAACGACCAUGGCCGAGAAUACCCCCAAGCAGCAGCAUGUGCCCGCCCAGCGCGGCAAGAAAGGCAAGCGCGGCGCCGCUCCACGCAAGUUCAAGCUGCAAAACACCCACUUGCAAGGCGUGGAUCUGAGCAAGGAUUUUGUAAAGCAAUGA
Messenger RNA from Malassezia vespertilionis, 771 nucleotides. RefSeq lists its product as uncharacterized. The record is from RefSeq and is a predicted model, not a curated record. Gene Ontology annotation, biological process: transcription initiation at RNA polymerase II promoter. Gene Ontology annotation, cellular component: transcription factor TFIIE complex. The coding region runs from base 1 to 771 and encodes 256 amino acids. The transcript has 3 exons. Lineage: Eukaryota; Fungi; Basidiomycota; Malasseziomycetes; Malasseziales; Malasseziaceae.